Prunus dulcis (almond) is the source of this 540-nucleotide messenger RNA. Its product is annotated as MDIS1-interacting receptor like kinase 1-like. Gene Ontology annotation, molecular function: protein kinase activity; ATP binding. Lineage: Eukaryota; Viridiplantae; Streptophyta; Magnoliopsida; Rosales; Rosaceae. Gene Ontology annotation, biological process: protein phosphorylation. The transcript has 3 exons. The record is from RefSeq and is a predicted model, not a curated record. The coding region runs from base 1 to 540 and encodes 179 amino acids.
AUGGCCAUCUUCUCAAGGCCACCCGUUGUGCAUCGAGACAUGAAAUCGAGUAACAUUUUGUUGGACUCAGAUUUUAAUGCAAAAAUAGCUGAUUUUGGUCUAGCCAAGAUCUUGGUCAAGCACGGAGAACUUGUUACACUGUCAGCUGUUGCUGGCUCCUUCGGCUACAUUGCUCCAGAAUAUGCUCACACAACACGAGUGAACGAGAAGAUUGAUGUAUAUAGUUAUGGGGUCAUCCUUCUGGAGUUGACCACCGGAAGGGAAGCUAAUGAUGGCGACGAACACACUUCUCUUGCUGAAUGGGCGCUGCGCCACUUUCAAGAAGACUACCCACUUGUCGAUGCUCUGGACCAGGACAUCAAUGAACCUUGUUACUUGGAUGAAAUGUGCUCCGUUUUCAAACUUGGCAUCUAUUGCACCGAGACACUUCCUUCUGCUAGGCCUUCCAUGAAGGAGGUUCUGCAUAUCUUGCUUCGAUGCUCAACAAAAGUCACCCCACCAUUGAGAAGAUUUAGAGAUGCAAGCAACUUAAUUCCCUGA